Brettanomyces bruxellensis is the source of this 1356-nucleotide messenger RNA. RefSeq lists its product as uncharacterized. The record is from RefSeq and is a predicted model, not a curated record. The transcript has a single exon. The coding region runs from base 1 to 1356 and encodes 451 amino acids. Gene Ontology annotation, molecular function: metal ion binding; agmatinase activity. Lineage: Eukaryota; Fungi; Ascomycota; Pichiomycetes; Pichiales; Pichiaceae.
AUGAAAGCAUCUUUGACGGUAAUUCUAGCAUUUAUCAAGCUUACGCAAUUAGUAUCUGCUGCUGCCAUAGCAAACCCAGAUGUUCAAAUAUCCUUGAAUAUUGAUGGUGAUCAUGUUUCAGUGGACAAGAACGACAACGAAAAGAAGGUCGAAAAGUCCCAACUCAAUUCUAAUAGAUCACUUUUGGAUUACAUGUUUGGAUUCUUGAUGGAUAAUGAGGCCGACAUGAGUAUUGCAGAGAAUAAGAAUAAGAAGCAAGCACUACCUCUUUCAGAUGAACUUAGUGUUCUUACUAUGCAGGAUGAUUAUCAGGUGCCAGACAAGGAUGAUCUCAGGGAUAUCAAUGGUUCCUCCGUUCUAUACAGAGGAGGAGAAUUUGGUGGAUUGGUUUCCUUUGCACAUUUGCCCUAUGCCAACUGCUAUGACCCAGCAGCAUUUGAUGAUGAAAAGUUUGAUAUAGCUGUUGUUGGAGCACCAUUUGAUACUGGAACUUCAUACAGACCAGGAACAAGAUUUGGACCAACUGGAAUCAGAAUGGGCUCCAGAAGAUUGGCUCCGGCCUACUCCGUUUACAGCGGAUUUAAUCCUUACAGUAACUGGGCAAAAAUUGUUGACUGUGGUGAUCCUCCAGUUACUCCUUUGGAUAAUCGUAUUGCAUUGGAUCAGAUCUACCGUGCUGAGAGAGCCAUCCGUAACCAUAAGACUACGGGAAAAAGCAAGCAAAAGGCACCUAAGGUUUUCACACUUGGUGGUGAUCACACCAUUACCCUUCCUGCAGUGAAGGCCGCCUACGAGAAGUAUGGAAAGAUCUCUGUGAUUCAUUUUGAUUCACAUCUUGAUACAUGGAAUCCAUACUACUUCGGUGGUAAUAUCACCAGUUAUCAGGCAAUGAACCAUGGUACAUAUUUGCACUGGGCACAUGAGAAGGGUUACCUCAGCGACAACUGUAUUCAUGCCGCUAUAAGAGGUCCUUAUCCUGGUCCAAGAGAUGUUCAGCACGAUAUCGACUGUGGAUUUGACCGUAUUCUUGCCAGAGAUAUUGAUAAGAUUGGAGCUGACGGAAUUAUUAAGAAAAUCAAGGAGAGAAUUGGUUCCACUGAUGCACCUGUUUACAUCACUGUUGAUGUCGACUCAAUGGAUCCAGCCUUUACACCAGCUACCGGAACUGUUGAGCCAGGUGGAUGGAGUUCCAGAGAGCUUCUUACAGUUCUUGAUGGUUUGGAAGGACUUAAUGUUGUUGGUGGUGAUGUUGUCGAAGUUUCUCCUCCAUAUGACAGUGCAGAAAUUACUUCUUUAGCUGCUGCCCAGGUUGCCGACUCCAUCAUUUCAUUGAUGGUUCUAAAGGAACAGGAGUAA